This is a messenger RNA of Dictyostelium discoideum AX4, 1299 nucleotides long. RefSeq lists its product as hypothetical. The coding region runs from base 1 to 1299 and encodes 432 amino acids. Lineage: Eukaryota; Evosea; Eumycetozoa; Dictyosteliales; Dictyosteliaceae. The transcript has a single exon. The record is from RefSeq and is a predicted model, not a curated record.
AUGGCGAUUGGAGAUAAAAGAAAAAAAAAUAGAAAAAAUAAACAAAAUAAAAAAAAUAAAAAUGAUAAUGAAUUAAUUCUCCUCCAUAAUACAAAUAAUAAAUUAAUAAAUAGUAAUAGCCUUGUAAAUAGUAAUAAUAAAAAUAAUAAUAAUAAAAAUGGAAAUGGUGGUGGAGUAAAUGUAAUGGUUAACCAAUGCUAUAAUGUUUUAAAUGGUUCAUUUUUAUUUGGUUCAUUCUUUAAUAAAUUUGAUGUACUUUUCAACUACUUAAAAUCAUUUUUAACUAUACAAAAACAAUCAUUAAAUGUAAAUAAAUUAACAGAUAGUAAUAUAACAAUUAGUCAAAAAGAUAAUAUAACAUUUUCAACAAAUAGUAAUAAUAAUAAUAAUAGUACCAAUGGCAAUAGCAAUUCACCAUCAAUUAUAAUUCAACAACAACAACAACACCACCAUUUUAAUGAAAGCCAAUCAUCAAAUAAUAAUAAUAAUAAUGGUAGUUCAUUAAGUUCAUUGGGUGGUAGUUAUAUAACAGUUGACGAUUUAAAUGAUCAAUUAAAGAUAGUACAAUUGGAACAAAAGAUUGUAAAUUUAGAGAAAGAAAUUCAAAGAAUGCGUAAUGAACAAAAUCAAAUUCAUAAACAAAACCUUAACCAAUAUCAUGAAUUAUUAAAACAAAUUAUAAAUGCAGCAUCAUUAAUUCAACAACAACCAACAUCAAUCAUUCAACAACCACCACAACCAUUUGUUGCUCCACCACCUCCACCACCACCACCACCACCAAUGGUUUUUAAACCUAAACCAAUCGUGGUGCAACCUGUUUCAACUCCAAGUAGUAGUAGUAAUAGUUUAGCUUCAAAGAAAUCUAAUGGUGUGCCACAAUUCUCUAUCUCUAUGGCCGAUAUUACAGGUGUAAAAUUAAGAAAGACAUCCUCAAAAUUCGCUCAAAGUAAUUCAUCACCAUCUCGUGUUAAUGGCUCACCUGCUCGAAAUAGAGUUGUCACUUCUCCAGCUGGUAUAAAGAAAUCACCAUUUAAACGUGUUUUGACCCCUGUUAAAAAGUCGGCUACAACAACAACUACUAGUUCUUCAUCCAAUAAUGCUACCACCACAACUGCUAAAGGUUCUACAUCAACACCACUCAAAGAUAUUACCAAUAGUAACAAUAUUAAAAAUUCAGUUUUAAGUCCAAAAUCAAUUACAAAGCCAAAUACUCCUUCAAAUAUUAUCUUUUCACCCCUUUCAAAUAAUAAUAAUAAUGCAUCACCAUACAAACCUUUAACAAUUUCAACUUUAAGAUAA